AUGUCUAUUCAAACAAGAGGACUAAAAGAAGAAUACGUUUCACUACACGAAAUUAGAAGACCAAUUCCACCGGUAUUAGACUAUCAAAAGAUUGAUGCAAUGGUUUCAACUUUGAAAGGUGUUCCCAUGGGUUCCGCCACUUGUAAAGUUGAAGAUAUUACCGAGGGCGAGCUACCUCCAAUUGACGUCUUCAAAAUCAGAGAAAAAGGUAAAACAUAUUACUUCGCUUUUGGUGGGUGCCAUAGAUUUCAAGCGUACGAUAGACUAAGUCAAGAGGAUGACAGUAAAGAGAUUUUAGUCAAGAGUAGGAUAAUACCUGCAACUAAGAAAACAUUGGAAUUAUACUUGGGCUCCUCUGUCCAUGUGAUGUUUGAGGAUAUUGAAAAGGAAAAUAAUGACAAGCAAAUUUUGUAA
This is a messenger RNA of Lodderomyces orthopsilosis Co 90-125, 414 nucleotides long. RefSeq names its product sulfiredoxin. Gene Ontology annotation, cellular component: cytoplasm. Gene Ontology annotation, biological process: cellular response to oxidative stress. Lineage: Eukaryota; Fungi; Ascomycota; Pichiomycetes; Serinales; Debaryomycetaceae. The coding region runs from base 1 to 414 and encodes 137 amino acids. The record is from RefSeq and is a predicted model, not a curated record. Gene Ontology annotation, molecular function: sulfiredoxin activity. The transcript has a single exon.